Molecule: messenger RNA, 811 nt
Organism: Volvox carteri f. nagariensis
Lineage: Eukaryota; Viridiplantae; Chlorophyta; Chlorophyceae; Chlamydomonadales; Volvocaceae
Exons: 3
Coding region: 106-558 (150 amino acids)
Source: RefSeq, a predicted model, not a curated record
UACGCAUGGUGUUUUUGUGCAAAUCAUGUUGCUGCUCAAGCUCCCUGUAUGAAUUGGCUCAAGAUUACCUAAAAACACAUAUUUCAGACGCUUUCCUUUGCAAGUAUGUAUCGCCGAACUGCAGCUUGCGCAUAUCGCUUAACCUCGCACUGCUUAGGUUUACCCUUAGGGCCUCAAGCUGCAACUGGCGCGGCCUCAGCUUGGUCCUCGCUCUUAUGCCAUCCAGCGACGCUUGCGCGAGCAGCCGCACCGUUCAGACCUGGGUUGCGGAGCUUCUGCAGUUUGGAUGUGCAAAAAGAGAUGGACGCUGUGAACGAGCUAUUCGCUGAGGCCCGUGAUGAGAUCGAGUUUGCCAAGGAGGAAGCAGAUACGGUGUACUUCAAUGAAAGUGUACGUACCGCUCGAAAGGCGGUGGAGGCGUGUAUGUCCCGCUGGGAGGCGCUGCUGAAGGGGCUGCCUGAGGAAGAACGCAACCGCGUCGUGAGGAGCAUGGGGCUCAAAAUCGCGCAGCUGCAGGCCGAGUACGACGAGGUCAGCAAGCUGCAUCUGGAGGACUGAGGGGAACGAGCGGUGGCCCCGUAGUUGAUCAGGGCGCGGACGGGAGCAUCUCCUUCCCCCACUUGACCCUCGGCCCUCCCACAACCCGCGUCAAGGUUGGCGUUGGAGGAUAUGACGCGCGCACACCCGCCCACCUCAACACAGACUCCCGGCCGAGGUCUGCGGUGCCCUUUCGUCCCCUUUCCCCGCUAGAGGAAGCGCGGCCUCCCCGCAACCUGCCCCAAUUCCCUUUCCUUCCCUAGCCCCUUUCCCC